AUGGGAUACCCGUCAGAGGUCCAAGUAAACGAUUUAGUUUCGUGCUUCAGAGAUUGGUUCAUGUCCCGAAACAACCCGUUGCUUGAUCGAAUCUUCGAAAUCCUUCGUGCCCAUGAUGAAUCUGCUGCUGAUUCUGCCCUUUCCCUCUUCAAUUUGCGUCUCUCCGAAGCCUUAGUCCUCGACGUAUUAAGCUACGAGCAAAAAGAUACGCUUUCUUGCUUGAAAUUCUUCGAUUGGGCUGGACGCCGCCCGAAUUAUAUGAAACGAAGGUAUGUGCAUAAAGUUAGAUUUUACAACACUUUGGUGAUUGGAUACGCUGUUGCGGUCAAAUCUGAAGUUGCACUGGAGCUGUUCGGUAGAAUGAGGUUCCAGGACGUGGACUUGGACGCAUUUGCAAACCAUGUGCUGUUGAAUUCACUAGUCGAGGAGGGAUAUUUUGACGUGGUGGAAAUGGUGGCGAAGCAAAUUAGAGUCCGGGCAAUUCAGAAUGAGGAUAAUCAGUUUGAGAAGUCUGCAUUAUUGAUUGAGGAGUUCCAUAAAAUGAAUUUGGUUUCGAUGGAGUAUGCAUACAGCAUGUGGAUUAGGGACCAUGUUAAGGCUGGGAAGUUGGAUGGGGCAUUGGAGUUUUUGAAGGAUAAACAGUCAGUCGAGGGUUAUGUUCCUGAUGUUUUUCGUUAUAACUCAUUGAUUUGUAGGCUUUUGAUGGAGAAUAGGCUUAUUGAGGUGUGCGAUUUAUUGAUGGAGAUAAGGGGAAGGGAAUAUUGCCUGAUGAUGUUACAAUGA
This is a messenger RNA of Fraxinus pennsylvanica, 783 nucleotides long. Lineage: Eukaryota; Viridiplantae; Streptophyta; Magnoliopsida; Lamiales; Oleaceae. The record is from the annotation of a GenBank genome assembly.